This is a messenger RNA of Neurospora hispaniola, 1446 nucleotides long. RefSeq lists its product as uncharacterized. The record is from RefSeq and is a predicted model, not a curated record. Gene Ontology annotation, molecular function: ubiquitin protein ligase activity. The coding region runs from base 1 to 1446 and encodes 481 amino acids. The transcript is spliced from 5 exons. NCBI's taxonomy places the organism in Eukaryota, Fungi, Ascomycota, Sordariomycetes, Sordariales, Sordariaceae.
AUGCGGGACCUUGCGACCACCGGUGAUUUUCCCGAAUUACUCCAGCGUCUCUUGACCUACAAGCACGACAACAUAUCUGACAGACGACGCUCUCCCUGGCUGUCGCAGCCUCGCCAUCCCGCCGACUACAAAAAGCAUUGGAAGGAGGCAGAGAGCGCGACCUUUCAGAUUGUAAGGAUAGAAGAUAUGAGUGGGUCAGAUGUCAUGCGCUUCGUGCUCAACAGCCCCGAACACUAUUGUUGGCAGGACGCCUUUCUAUCCUCCGAACUGGAAUCCAUUUAUCGCCACAGCCACGUCCUCCAUACUCUCCAUACCACGGGCUGGGAGAACCCCAAUGAUCAAUGCACUAUCUGCUUUAAAGAACUUCGAGAUCCAAAUUUAAGUACGACGUACGUCACAUGCAGUCAAUGUGGGAGAGCAAUACACACCGCCUGUGUUGGCGCCGUCAAGCGAGUAAGGCAACCGUUCCAAGAUGGCCAGUGCUAUAUCUGCGAGGACAGAGCUGAGUGGGGAGUCGAGAAAUACUCUGAGCAGAGCAAGGCUCGGCCGGCUGUUCCCGUCAACACGACCGUUACUCCGGCGGUGUCUCAACAAGCAAAGAAAGUUGGCCAACACUCUUUCCAGACUUUCCACGAAGACGUCGGUGACGAACAACUCGAUAACAAAACCCGCAAUCUCAGCCAUUGUUCUUCCUCCGACGUGUCUUCAAUAUCUUCUUUAUCCGAUCUUUCAUCUCCUAGCCAGCUCUUCGGCAAAAAAGAAGCGUCAUACUCUCCACAUUAUCAGCAACCGAGAUGUGUCCAUCGAAUCGCGGAGUUGGCCCCCUCCUUCCGUUCCUUCAACCCAGCCGAUUCGACCAAAAACUGCAAAUGUGCGGAUGAGCGCACCUGUUCCACAGAGUCAUACGCCUGUUCCACUCCCGGCUAUAGCAUUUGCCCGAACUCGCCGGUUUCCAUUCGAUUUAAACCAAUCAUUGAAGAUGGGGCGAGGUAUACUCCAUCCAUUUCGGAUAAGCCUGCUAACAGUGUCGACCGUCAACUGUCUAUCCUAAACAGCAAACCUGCAGGCAUCUCAGCUAAUGCCUCGCCUCCUGCUGCUCCAGUCAGUACAUCCCAGUCGCCAACUUCCGGUGCUCGACCUGCUGCUGGUUCUUUUGCCGAUAAUGAAACCGCCACCGCCAGCAACUCUCCUUCUACAAUCAGGACCAGAAUCCAAAAUCAUCAGCGAAAAGUGGCAGAGCUAAAGCAGAUAUUUGAGCGUUUGGCAAAGGAGUCAAAACAGGAGCUGAAAGCUAUUAAGAAGCAGCACAAGCAGGAGCUAAAGGAGAAGAGGAAGAUCAAGAAGAAAGCGAAGCGAGAGCUGAAGAAGCUGACAAGAAAGGGGAGAAAGCUACAGAAGAAAGCUGAAGCGGAGCCCAGACAUACUGAGGAGAGUUCUGCUGAGUGA